AUAUGUUCUACAUAUAAACAGUUGAUUCCAGUUAUAAAAAUUAACAUUAAUUGCUUCCAAAUGUUCCUCUAAACAGGUUUAUCCAUAAAACUAUCAAGAAUGAAAUUAUCAUCGUUUCCUCAUGCUGUGAUAUACGACGACAUGGCCUCGUGCUCCGGUAUAUGGUGUUCAAAAGUGGGGGGACAUUCAUGGGAGGGCAAUCAGGAAUCAGCAGAAACGCGAACGUCUGUCAUCCGUGAUCGGUUGUCCUCUUCGACCUUUUUCAUCGUUCGAACAAUACCGGAUGAUUUUCUCCAAAGUGUUUCGACAAGUAAAUUGUUGAAAAGGAUACAGAAGAAGGUAUCAGUAAAUGAAAUCGAAGUAAAAGAGGUACGAUUGAAAAAAGAAAUCGGUAGUUCCAGCUGCGCCAAGAAUUGGAAUGUAAAAUCAAGAUGGUGGUGGCGGUGGACGGAUCGGUGCUCGGUAAUGUCACGCACUGUCUUUACUCUGCCCUUCUAUUCUUACUGCUGUAAUUCAGAACAGAGAAUGGAAUGGAUGGAUCGUGUCCCUUACUCCUUUCUACAUUCGGAGAGCAGAGUAGCUCUGACCGAGCAAUUGGAUAUCUGGCACAGAAAUUGGCCUUAUACAGACCUGGAUCCGAUACUGUGGAUUUGGGCUAUCACACCCUUGAUAAUAAUGCUUGUCAUUCAGCAUCUUCUCCAACAGUGGUUACUGUCUCUGUUAAGCAACAAUUGCCCCAGCAACAAAAGCGUAUAUAUAUUCCAGGUCUAUGUCAGUUAGACGAUGAAAUUCUUAUUAAAAUAUUUGGAUGGUUAGGUACAAGAGACCGAUGUGCUUUAGCACAAACAUGUCAUCGUCUAUGGGAAAUUGCGUGGCAUCCCUCCCUCUGGAAGGAAGUGGAAAUCCGAUAUCCUCAGAAUGCAUCUGCAGCAUUGAAUGCAUUGACACGUAGAGGAUGUCAUUCUUGCAUACGUCGUCUUGUCCUAGAAAGUUCUACAGGUGUACCCAAUGUACUUGCAUCACUUCCAUUCUCAAGCUUAACAACCUUGGUUCUACGUCACUCUCGCCGGGUUACUGAUGACAGUGUAGCCGCCAUCCUGAAUAACUGCUCUCAUCUUAAGGAAUUAGACCUCACUGGUUGCUCCGAAGUGACCAGAGCAUACUGUCGGAUAGCAACCUUGCAGCUUCAAUCAUUGGACCUUAGUGAUUGUCACAGUGUAGAUGACUCAGGACUCAUACUUACACUGUCUCGAAUGCCACAUCUUGCUUGUCUUUACCUACGAAGAUGCGCACGUAUUACAGAUACUAGCUUAGUAGCUAUUGCUCUGUACUGCACGACAUUACGUCAACUUUCUGUCUCUGACUGUGUCAGAGUAACAGAUUACGGAGUUCGUGAACUUGCUGCUCAUCUUGGCCCAUCCCUUCGGUAUCUGUCUGUUGGAAAAUGUGACAGAGUCUCUGAUGCAGGCCUCCUAGUUGUUGCUAGACACUGCUACAAGCUAAGAUAUUUGAAUGCAAGAGGAUGUGAAGCCGUAAGUGAUAGUGCUACACUUGCUCUAGCUCGUGGCUGUCCAAGAAUGAGGGCUUUGGACUUGGGAAAAUGUGAUGUUGGAGAUGCCACUCUCGAAGCUCUUUCUACUGGCUGUCCUAACUUGAAGAAGCUAUCCUUAUGCGGUUGCGACAGAAUCACAGACGCCGGUCUCGAAGCUCUUGCUUAUUAUGUACGUGGUUUACGUCAGUUGAAUAUCGGCGAAUGUCCUCGAGUUACCUGCGUUGGUUACAGGGCGGUAAAGCGUUACUGUCGGCGAUGCGUUAUCGAGCAUACUAACCCUGGUUUUUCUAGCUGAUCCUUGCCGACAUUCUCCAACUAUUUGCUACUCUAUUACAUCUUUUAUUGAAAUCUAUUUAUUAACAAAUGUUCUUCCAUCGUUCGCCGAGCUAUUUGUAAAAAGCGCAAGCGCCCUUCGAUUGGCUGUAAAAGUUGCCACAGUGCCGUUGGAUCCUUUAAGGAAUUCAAAUGCUAUUUAUUGUUUUUGUAAUUUAAUAAAUAACGUUAUAACAA
Molecule: messenger RNA, 2062 nt
Organism: Cephus cinctus (wheat stem sawfly)
Lineage: Eukaryota; Metazoa; Arthropoda; Insecta; Hymenoptera; Cephidae
Gene: Fbxl7
Product: F-box/LRR-repeat protein 7
Exons: 3
Coding region: 531-1847 (438 amino acids)
Biological process (GO): SCF-dependent proteasomal ubiquitin-dependent protein catabolic process
Cellular component (GO): SCF ubiquitin ligase complex
Molecular function (GO): protein binding
Source: RefSeq, a predicted model, not a curated record